Molecule: messenger RNA, 711 nt
Organism: Triticum dicoccoides
Lineage: Eukaryota; Viridiplantae; Streptophyta; Magnoliopsida; Poales; Poaceae
Product: non-symbiotic hemoglobin-like
Exons: 2
Coding region: 73-549 (158 amino acids)
Molecular function (GO): oxygen binding; heme binding
Source: RefSeq, a predicted model, not a curated record
CUCCAAAACGAUCGAUCACACGAACCAAGAAACAAAAAAGAUUAAGAUACACGCGGAGGCAGAGAGAAUCAAAUGGGGUUCAGUGAGGCGCAGGAGGAGCUGGUCCUGCGCUCAUGGAAGGCCAUGAAGCCGGACUCCGAAUCCAUCGCUCUCAAGUUCUUCCUCAGGAUCUUCGAGAUCGCGCCGGCGGCGAAGCCGAUGUUCCCGUUCCUGCGCGACGCCGGCGAGGACGCGCCCCUCGAGAGCCACCCGAAGCUCAAGGCGCACGCCGUGACCGUCUUCGUCAUGGCCUGCGAGUCGGCCACGCAGCUGCGCAAGACCGGCGACGUCAAGGUGAGGGAGGCCACGCUCCGGCGUCUCGGCGCCACCCACGUCAGGGCCGGCGUCGCCGACGCGCACUUCGAGGUGGUGAAGACGGCGCUGAUGGACACCAUCGAGGGCGCCGUCCCCGAGAUGUGGACGCCGGAGAUGAAGGCGGCUUGGGAGGAGGCCUACGACCAGCUCGCCGCCGCCAUCAAGGAGGAGAUGAAGUUCGCUGCGGCGGCUUGAUGCCACGCAUGGACUCUGCCUUCAUGAGCUCUCUUGUUGUGAUGUGUCAUGUGUGUACUGUACCGUAAACGCUGCCGUAACGUCAAGUGAGGCAGCCAAAAAAAAACCACUGUUUUAUAUAAAUCCCGAUUAUCAAUAUAUCAAUUCCUUCAGUUUAUUUCA